Molecule: messenger RNA, 705 nt
Organism: Pestalotiopsis fici W106-1
Lineage: Eukaryota; Fungi; Ascomycota; Sordariomycetes; Amphisphaeriales; Sporocadaceae
Exons: 1
Coding region: 1-705 (234 amino acids)
Source: RefSeq, a predicted model, not a curated record
AUGGCUACAGAAUGCGCCAAGUGCAAAAAGUCCGACGUUGACCUCAAGACGUGCGCCAAAUGUCGCGCCGUGUCCUACUGCUCGCGCGACUGCCAGAAGGAUGACUGGAAAGUCCACAAGAAGUCAUGCGCCAGCAACGCUCAGCAAGGUCUGGGCGGGGGCGCCGCGCAACAAAAGGGCUUGGACAGCGGCAUCGCCAAACCUUUCACGGCCUUGAACAGUCGCACCUGGCUCCACAACCGCUCCGAGAAGGAUACCUUCAGAGUCCUCAUCGACUCGUACCGCCUCAAGAUGACCGACGACGUCACCUUUGACGGGGGCCCGGAGCCCGGCUCAAUCUACACGGCCGCCGGCAAGGCCGACCCGCUGCCCGGGUUCCGGCGCUAUCUCGACGCCGCCAAGUCCCGCAAGAACCUCUUGCCGUCCUGGUGGAGCGACGAGAAGCAGGCCGAGUGCGAGGCCUUGUGCACCGGCGGAGAGAGCUGGUGCGAUAUCACACGCCCCGUCCAAAAGGGCCAGUUCAACGACCACUAUGGCAGUCCCACGUUCGCCAUGCAGCUCCGCAUGCUCCGUGAGCAGAUCACCGGCCGAGGCCCCGGCGGACAGCCUGGCGAGGGCAUGAUUCGCAUGCAGAUGAUGACGGAAGGUGGUGGCUUUGGAGGACACGUAUCACACCUUGAUGUCGCAACUGGCCGAAUGGCUUGA